AUUGUAUUUACAGCCGUUUUUUUACUGUUCUUUUUUAAACAAUUGUAGACAAAUGAAUAAAAAAUAUUUGUGUAUUGAAUGUGGAGCCAAAAGCGUAGCCUUGUUUCAAGUAUUCAGUGAAAAUGCAUUAACUUUGCAGACAUGUUCUAACUGUAGUAAGGUCAUUGACAAGUAUGUCGAAUAUGACUUUACAGUUAUAUUUAUUGACAUAUUAUUGCUAAAGUUCUCUGCCUACCGACAUGUGUUGUACAACUCAAAUACCAAGACACAUCUGUCACGUCUUCUGGCACUUACACUGCUUUCAUUUAGCUAUGUUGAGUGGGUAUAUCACAAAGGCCAAAUUGAACACAGAUCUGAAUUUGUUCUUUAUGAACUAGAAUGGAGCUUUUAUGUCAUGAUUGGAGAAGAACUAAUUAGAGCUGCUUUGUUUUCCCUUACAUUCAUAUUACUUGGAUUCAUGUGUUCAACUAUGUGUGUCCACCGGGAAACAUUUUCUUGGACACACAUACUUUGUGGGAUGGCCAUGAGCUACUGUUGGCACCUUGUUACGGUCCCUUCUUUGGUGUGGAACCAUUAUUCAACUUACCGUCUUUUAAGCCAAAUAGCACUGCUGAUCAGUUGCAACCACACAUUCCAUGUCUGUGUUUGUCGAAGCUAUAUGUUGUCUGCGAUUACGGUUUUGGGCGCUUGGGGAGUUCAACAGGGUAUCACGCAAUGGCUUCACGUUUAAAUGUGUGAUAAUGAAAAAGUAUUUUCACCUCUAUUUUCUAUAGCAAUUGAAAUGUUCCCUUAUUUAGAAUUCACAGAGUAGAAUAAACAAUAUGGAGAGUAACGUACCUUCUGAUAAGCGACGCUUCAGAGAGUCGAAAUUUUCUAUAUGAACAUCUAUGUUUGCGAGAAAAAAACCUGCACACUUAUGUGACUGAUUAAUAGAAAUUAUUUAAAUGACACAGAUGUAUAAAAAAUCUUAAAGGUCGACAAUCGACAGCUUCUGUUAAAACUGGCAUGGACUGGAAAACAUAUUCUAGUGCAUUUUCGGAAAGCCUGAUAAUAUUUUCCAUUUCUUGAAACCAUCAGCCAGCGUCUUUUGUUCGCUGGAGCCCUAGUAGCCUUCUACCGUCACAAGUAUAUCCCAGCUAGGUCCUAAAUACAAUUCUCACUAAGGGUUACGGGUAGGUAA
Molecule: messenger RNA, 1180 nt
Organism: Daphnia carinata
Lineage: Eukaryota; Metazoa; Arthropoda; Branchiopoda; Diplostraca; Daphniidae
Gene: Arv1
Product: protein ARV1-like
Exons: 6
Coding region: 53-730 (225 amino acids)
Biological process (GO): sterol metabolic process; regulation of plasma membrane sterol distribution; intracellular sterol transport
Cellular component (GO): cortical endoplasmic reticulum; Golgi apparatus
Source: RefSeq, a predicted model, not a curated record